AUGAAUAAUGAAAAUCAAGAUGUAAAUAGAAUAUCAUUACUUGUUGAUUGUUUAAUGCAUUGUUGGUAUGAUGAAGUACCAAAUGAAAAGAGCAAUAGUCCAAUCUUAUCACCAAAAGGUAAUAACAAUAGUGUCAUCUUAACAACAAUAUUAAAUCAAAUUACUAGAACCGUUGAAUCAUAUAUUGUAGAGGCAACAUUAGAAUAUAGUAGAAUUAUAUUUGAUCUAUUUUAUGAUUCAUCUUCAGUCUCUGUCUUUACAACUUAUAAAGAGUUUUCAAGAUUUAAUUCAAGAGAAUUUAAUCAACAAUCUUUAAAAUUAUUAGGUGAAACAUUUUCAAAAUUAAAUUUUAAAGAUUCAAUUGAUAAUAAUAAUAAUAAUAAUAAUAAUAAUAAUAAUAAUAAUAAUAAUAAUAACAUUAAUAAUAACAAUAAUAAUAAUAAUGAAAAUGAUUUGGAAUUUAUAGAUUAUUUAAAAAAUACAAUAGAGUCACAUUAUGAAGUUGCAAGAGUUAAUAAUUUUAGUGGUCAACCACUAAAACCAAAAUCAAAUUUUAAUGAUGAAAUAAAAAUUAAAUCAUUAUAUUCAAACCAAGAAAAAAAGAAAAAAAAUAUUAUAGUCAUAAUUGUACCUGGUCAAGAAGGUAUUGAUCUAUUAAAAUAUAAAUCAAAUAACAAGGUUAUUGAUAUUGGUAAAGAAACUGAUCAAUUAAUUUCAAAUUUUAAUCAACAACAAAAAAAAAAAAAACAAAUUGAUAUUGAUAAUAAGACUGAUAACAAUAAUAAUAACAAUAAUAAUAAUAAUAAUAAUAAUAAUAAUAAUAAUAAUAAUAAUAAUAAUAAUAAUAAUAAUAAUAAUAAUAAUAAUAAUAAUAAUAAUAAUAAUAAUAAUAAUAAUAAUAAUAAUAAUAAUAAUAAUAAUAAUAAUAAUAAUAAUGACAAUGAAUAUGAUGAUAGUGGUGAAGUGAAUGAUAAAAAUUUUGAAUUAGUAAUUUUAAAAGUUACAAAUUAUAAUACUAUUCCUCAUAGUAAAUCAAAUCAACGUGAAUCAUUUAUUUAUAAAAAGUAUUCAUCAAAUUUAGAUUGUAUAGUUAAAGAAGUUGAUAUAACUAAUCUAUUCAAUGCUGUAUCUGAUUUAUCGGUGGUACAAUUUAAUUUAUCUUCAAUCUUAGUCACUGGUAUACCAAUGAAAGAAAGUAGUCAAGCUUCAACAAGAGCAAUUUAUGAUGUUGCACUUUUAUAUCCAUCACAUAGUUUCUCUGAUAGUCAUUUUAAUAAUCAUAUAUUUACAAAUGGUAAUAAGAAAUUAGAAAGUAUUAUUAUUAAUAAUAAAGAACCUGAUGAAGCUAAUAGUAAUAAUAAUAAUAGUUUUAAAUUAAAUAAAGAAGUUGAUGAAAAUUUACCAAAUGAAAAGAAAUCUCUAGAUUAUAAUUACUAUAAACAUUACUAUGAAAAGAUUUCAACAUUAGAGACAAGACUUGAGAAUGAAAUCACUGUAAAAUGGAAAUCAAAUGAUAAAAAGAUAAAUCCUGAAACAUUGCCAUGUUCUUGUUCUCAUAGAGUUACUCCCUAUUUAGUAUCCUCAAAUCCAAGUAAUUGUUUACUCAAACACAUUUGUUCUGGAAAAAGUGUAUUCCUUGUUACCCCUCCUUCUGAUGAUAUUUUCACUCAUGUUUUAUCAUUGCAUGAUAAAGAAGUAUUCAUUCAUUGUCUUCAUAGACCAAUAAAUGUUGAUAGGUUAGCAGGAAUCCUUGAAAAUUAUUCAAAAGAUGUAUCAAGAUAUAGAUGUAGAGACUUUGUUGAGUUGGUCGAUAAUUCUGUAAUUUUAUCAAAACAUUCAAGUACAAAAUUAGAUUUUGAUCAACAACAACAACAACAGCAACAACAACAACAACAACAACCACCAAAAGAAUAUUUUAAAAACAUUACAAUUCCAAAUCCUUUCUAUGAUGAACAACAACAACAGCAACAACAAGAUAAUACCUCAUUGGACGAAGUUUCACAACCAAAUAUUAAUGUUAUAUCACCAAAAAUUGUUGAAAAGUAUACGAGAUUCUUUCCUUGGGUUGAGUCUGAAACUUUAUUCUUUUCUCCAGAGUAUGAAGAUUUGAAAAAAGUUUUAAAUCCAAUUAAAAGAUUAUUAUUAAAAGAUAAUUUACCCCCAGAAUAUUUGGAACAAAUUUCAAAACAUAUUCAACAACUAUACACUCACACCCAAUCAAAUGAUUCUUCAUUAUUUCCUUCUUUAAAAUCUAACCUCACCAUUAGAAAAGAUUACUACAGAAGAGUUUGGUUAGAAUUUUAUAAUUUUUCAAAAGCAUGCCAAGUUUCACAAAGCCACACUGAUCUUUUUAAUGCAAUUGAAAAAAUUGUAAUACAAAUGCAAAUUAUUCAACAACCUUCUCAACCAACUCAAAUUCAAUCACCUCAACAGCAACAACAACAACAGCAACAGCAACAGCAACAACAACAACAUCAACAACAACAACAACAACAACAACAACAACAACAACAACAACAACAACAACAACAACAACAACAACAACAACAACAACAACAACAACAACAACAACAACAACAACAGCAACAACAGCAACAACAACAAAAUCAACCAAAAAUAAUUAGCCAAGCUGGUACAUUAUAUCAAAACUUAUUAUCACAACAAUCACCAACAAAACAACCUAAUGAUGAAGCAGGUUUAUGGAAACAGUUUUCUCAAGGUAAAAAACAAGCUAAAGAAGAUGAACUUAAAGCAGAAAGAGAUAGACAAAUAAAGAACACAAAUCCUCAAGGAAUGCCAACUGGAGGUGGUGGUUAUGAUGACUAUCAAAAUCAAAAAAAAAGAAAACAACCAUAUAAUAAUAAUGAUCAAAUCAUUCCACAACAACCAAAACCAAAUAAUUUUUUCAAUAGUUAUUGGGAACAAAAACAAAAUAGUGUACAACCACAAGAAUUAAGUGGAAGACCAAAUAAUGUUUAA
Messenger RNA from Dictyostelium discoideum AX4, 2979 nucleotides. RefSeq lists its product as hypothetical. Bases 1 to 2979 code for a protein of 992 amino acids. NCBI's taxonomy places the organism in Eukaryota, Evosea, Eumycetozoa, Dictyosteliales, Dictyosteliaceae. The transcript has 2 exons. Gene Ontology annotation, cellular component: cytoplasm; nucleus. The record is from RefSeq and is a predicted model, not a curated record.